CUGCUCUUUUGUUAAAAUAUUCCAAAAAAUCUGAAUUAUGGACAGCCCAGGAAACUGCUGUGUAUUUGGGAGACUACCUGACUGUGAAGAAGAAAGGCCGACAAAGAAAUGCUUUUUGGGUUCAUUAUCUCCAUCAAGAAGAAAUUCUGGGGAGAUAUGUUGGGAAAGAAUAUAAGGAACAGAAGGGUCUCUGGCACCACUUCACUGAUGUGGAGCGGCAGAUGACUGCCCAGCACUACGUGACAGAAUUUAACAAGAGGCUGUACGAACAGAACAUUCCGACACAGAUAUUCUACGUCCCCUCUACAAUAUUACUGAUUUUAGAGGGCAAGACAAUAAAGGGGUGUAUCAGUGUGGAACCUUACAUACUGGGAGAAUUUGUAAAAUUAUCAAAUAACACAAAAGUGGUGAAAACAGAAUACAAAGCCACGGAAUAUGGCUUGGCUUAUGGCCAUUUUUCUUAUGAGUUUUCUAAUCAUAGAGAUGUUGUGGUUGAUUUACAAGGUAUGUGAAACUGGAAAUU
Carlito syrichta (Philippine tarsier) is the source of this 523-nucleotide messenger RNA. RefSeq names its product alpha-protein kinase 1-like. Lineage: Eukaryota; Metazoa; Chordata; Mammalia; Primates; Tarsiidae. Gene Ontology annotation, biological process: protein phosphorylation. The transcript has 3 exons. Gene Ontology annotation, molecular function: protein serine/threonine kinase activity; ATP binding. The record is from RefSeq and is a predicted model, not a curated record. The annotation marks the transcript as partial.